AUGGCCAAGAAAAACUCAAACGUCCCCAAGGCGCUGCCUGUAGAGGCUGUGCAGAAAUCAGAAGAGCUUUCUUUAGAGAAUACUCCUGACUCCGCCUCCAGCUCCGAAGGAGAUUCAGAGGACUUCUCCUCCGAUGAGGACAUCGAUGUCCAAGGUCUUGAGGAAGAACUGACAACCAAGAAGUCAGCACACACAGUCAAGCUCACCAAGGAGAGUAAAAAGAGCGAGGGCAAAAUUGAUGCUGCUAAACAGAGAGCUGUCAUCUAUGUCGGAAGACUUCCCAAACUGUUCGAAGAGAAGGAAAUGAAGAAAUACUUCUCUCAAUUCGGAGACAUCACAAGAGUGAGAGUCUCAAGAAACAAGGUCACUGGAGCCUCAAGACAUUAUGCCUUUGUGGAAUUCAAAGACCUUCAUGCCGCUCAAGUUGCUGCUGAGACGAUGAACAACUACCUUUUGGUUGGCCAUUUGUUGAAGGUGCACCUUGUCGAGAAUCCAAAAGAGAACCUCUUUUCUAAAAACAUGAAGUCUUCGUUUAGAGAAUUCGAUUGGAGGGCCAAGGAGUACGAGCAGCAGAAUGCACCAAAGCCAUUGGAGACGUGGAAGGAGUUACAAAAGAAGUACGAGGAGUCCAAGAAGCAGAAAUUUUCUGAAUUGAAGAAGCUCGGUUUCGACUAUGCUCUUGAAGCGUAA
Messenger RNA from Metschnikowia bicuspidata var. bicuspidata NRRL YB-4993, 690 nucleotides. It is a transcript of the gene NOP15, whose product is annotated as rRNA-binding ribosome biosynthesis protein. Gene Ontology annotation, molecular function: RNA binding. Lineage: Eukaryota; Fungi; Ascomycota; Pichiomycetes; Serinales; Metschnikowiaceae. Gene Ontology annotation, biological process: maturation of LSU-rRNA from tricistronic rRNA transcript (SSU-rRNA, 5.8S rRNA, LSU-rRNA). Gene Ontology annotation, cellular component: nucleolus. The record is from RefSeq and is a predicted model, not a curated record. The coding region runs from base 1 to 690 and encodes 229 amino acids. The transcript has a single exon.